Messenger RNA from Diceros bicornis minor, 606 nucleotides. RefSeq names its product loricrin cornified envelope precursor protein (gene LORICRIN). The record is from RefSeq and is a predicted model, not a curated record. Gene Ontology annotation, cellular component: cornified envelope. Gene Ontology annotation, molecular function: structural constituent of skin epidermis. The transcript has a single exon. Bases 1 to 606 code for a protein of 201 amino acids. NCBI's taxonomy places the organism in Eukaryota, Metazoa, Chordata, Mammalia, Perissodactyla, Rhinocerotidae.
AUGUCUUACCAGAAAAAGCAGCCCACUCCUCAGCCCCCAGUGGGCUGCGGAAAGACCUCCGGCGGCGGCGGCGGCGGCGGCGGUGGCUCUGGCGGCUGCGGCGGCUCCUACUCCAGUGGCGGCGUUUCCUCCGGGGGCGUUUCCUCCGGGGGCUGCAGUGGCUACUACUACGGCGGCGGCGGCGGCGGCGGCGGCAGCUCAGGCCAGCAGGUCCAGUGCCAGAGCUACGGAGGCGUCUCUAGCGGCGGCUCCUCCGGGGGCGGCUCCGGCUGCGGCGGCGGCUCCUCCGGGGGCAGCUACUCCGGCGGCGGCUCCAGCUGCGGCGGGGGCUCCUCUGGCGGCGGCUCCGGCUUCUUCUCCUCGAAGCAGCCCACCCAGACCUCCUGCGUGCCCCAGCCGAGUUGCGGAGGGGGGUCGUCUGGCGGCGGCGGCUGCGGUGGCGGCUCCUCCGGGGGCGGCGGCGGCUGCUUCCCCAUUGGCGGGGGCGGCGGCGGCGGCUCUGGCUGCGGCGGUGGCUCCUCCGGGGGCAGCUCCGGUAGUGGCAAGGACGUCCCAGUCUGCCACCAGACCCAGCAGAAGCAGGCACCUACCUGGCCAAGCAAGUAA